This is a messenger RNA of Lindgomyces ingoldianus, 695 nucleotides long. RefSeq lists its product as uncharacterized. The record is from RefSeq and is a predicted model, not a curated record. The transcript has a single exon. Lineage: Eukaryota; Fungi; Ascomycota; Dothideomycetes; Pleosporales; Lindgomycetaceae. The coding region runs from base 160 to 504 and encodes 114 amino acids.
CAAACUCGAUAGUUUUCAACAAUUCACCUGACCCAUAUUUGAGAAAUCAGAUGAUUAUAUGGUCGACUUAUCGGUUGAUGAACCGGCGAUCGCCAAGCUCAUUGUUUGAAUAUCGAUCGAGCUGAAUAUGACCCCCCUUUCCCUACCUAAGCUCACUGGAUGCCUACUCGUCCCAAUAACGGGCACUACUACAAGUAUUCGUACAGCCGCACCGAAAACCGGUCCCCCUACUAUCGGCUAUGUUUUUGCUCGCAUCAUGUUUGUGGGGACAUAUGUGCAUAUAACCACAAAGGAUGUAUCUGUAAGCAAUGUUGCCUGUCACCACGGGUUCCUGAAAACACCAGGAAACUCCUCACGCGCGGGAAGGUAUAUGAAAUUGCGGGUAAAUAUGAUAUUGAUGGCUUGAAGGAUCUCAGUAUAGAGAAGUUUGGUACUACCUGCGAGCAUUUCUGGAGUGACGCCAAGUUUUCUGUCGCUCCCGACCAGGCCUUCUGCACCACCUAGAAAACAACAAGAUACUUCGGGACAUCGUGUACAACACCCUCUCCGGCCAUUGCAAACUGAUCAAGAAGGCGGAGGUCAAGGCGCUGAUGAUCAAGUUCAAUGACCUAGCAUUUGGCUUGCUCAUGUAAGACUUGAACAGUGCGGCUGGUAAGCAGACAUGGUCACUUACUGCCAUUGUCGUCGACUUCCCC